Eruca vesicaria subsp. sativa (arugula) is the source of this 1058-nucleotide messenger RNA. Lineage: Eukaryota; Viridiplantae; Streptophyta; Magnoliopsida; Brassicales; Brassicaceae. The record is from the annotation of a GenBank genome assembly.
UCUCUCUCUUUCUUUCUUUCUUUCUUUCUCACUCUCCAAGAAAAACAAUCACAAAAAUGUCAGUCAACCAUAACUCAAGAGACAUCCACCACAACACACUCUCAUUGCACCAUCACCACAACGACCAUAGAGAACCUUUGUUCGAGAAGUCACUCACACCAAGCGACGUCGGAAAGCUAAACCGUUUAGUCAUACCAAAACAACACGCCGAGAGACACUUCCCUCUCAAUAAUUACGCCGCCGGCGGCGACGACGAGGUCACGGCGGAGUCAACGGAGAAAGGAGUGCUUCUUAGCUUCGAGGACGAGUCAGGAAAGUGUUGGAAAUUCAGAUACUCGUAUUGGAACAGUAGUCAAAGCUACGUGUUGACUAAAGGAUGGAGUAGGUACGUUAAAGACAAGCACCUCAACGCAGGAGACGUUGUUUUAUUUCAACGGCACCGUUUUGAUAUUCAUAGACUCUUCAUUGGCUGGCGGAGACGCGGCGAGGCUUCUUCUUCUUCUCCCGCCGUGGCCCAAGAUGCUCGAGUUAACACGACGGCGUACUGGAACGGUUUGACUACACCUUAUCGUCAAGUACACGCGUCGAAUAGUUCUUACCCUAACAUUCACCAAGAGUGUUCACAUUAUGGCGCUGUCGCUGAGACACCGACGGUAGUUGCUGGGAGCUCGAGGACGGUGAGGCUAUUUGGAGUGAACCUAGAAUGUCACGGUGACGUUGUCGAGCCACCACCGUGUCCUGACGCCUACAACGGCCAACACAUUUACUAUUACUCAACUCCUCAUCCCAUGAAUAUCUCAUUUGCUGGAGAGGCAAUGGAGCAGGUAGGAGAUGGACGAGGUUGAUAAGCAUCCAAAAAGAAGUGACAACUUUAGUUUAACUUAAGAUUAUGAGCUCCUCCAUACUUGGCCCAAUUGUCAUAGAUAAACCACAAAAAAAGGAGGAUGAUUAAAUAAUUACCAGUGAUUUAGCUAUUUAUUUAGUUAUUUACUAUUCAGCUAACUUGAAAACAUAUAUGAAAAAACAAAGAGGAUAUUUUUCUCCUACAUUUGAGGCAG